AUGCUCCUUCGCCCACUUCACCCUGGUGACUCGAUUCUUUUCGCCAAAAUCGCGGUUUUCACUGCGUCUUCCCACGAUUCAGCGGCAUUGCAGAUCGUUUCACGGUCGAGACGGAUGGCGGAAGAUGGCGAAUUGCGAGAAAACUUCCGUCUGAUCGCAGGCGGUCAGUCUUGGAUUGUCUAGACGUCUUCAAACGUUUUACCACCAUCUACGGCUCAAUGACACGUGGUCUUUUCAGUGCGUUGGCUCCACCAGUGCCAUCUUGAGCUCUCUGACGUUUCAGGAAACUGAGAAAUGCACGCCUCUGUCGCCGAGCAUCUCUGCCAACGUCAUCAUCGGUCAGUCCAUCGACGACCACAACGCUGCUUUUCGUCGUUAUCAGUCAAAUCUCCCAGAGGUUCAUGUCAUGGCUGAAAACAUGCACAAAACAUAUGGCAGCACUAAAACGACUAUAAACAUUUAAAUAAAAUAAAGCAUAUGUUACGUGAUUGAAUUCAUUCCUAAAACGCGUCGCAGUGACUGCGGACAUGUAUACCGUAUAUGUUUUAAAGUAUAUUUUACAUAAUCUGAAAGUUAUAUAUAAAUCGGAUAAGUACUCGCUGAGAUAUCCUCAAAAACCAAAACUUAAUUAUACUUUUUGAGCGGUACUGUAUGUGAAAAGAAAAGCUGAUCGCUAUCGAAAGCUAGUACGGGCGAGCGCAGGCGAUGGUCGCGUCGACAAUGCGACGCGAGUUCCUUUCUAA
Molecule: messenger RNA, 743 nt
Organism: Caenorhabditis auriculariae
Lineage: Eukaryota; Metazoa; Nematoda; Chromadorea; Rhabditida; Rhabditidae
Source: the annotation of a GenBank genome assembly